Molecule: messenger RNA, 3739 nt
Organism: Brassica rapa (field mustard)
Lineage: Eukaryota; Viridiplantae; Streptophyta; Magnoliopsida; Brassicales; Brassicaceae
Product: aspartic proteinase oryzasin-1-like
Biological process (GO): proteolysis
Molecular function (GO): aspartic-type endopeptidase activity
Source: RefSeq, a predicted model, not a curated record
GAAAUAUAAUUUUUAAGAAAUAAGUCCAUUAGGUCUAUUUUUAAAAAAAUCACACAUGAAUCAAGGUUGUGACUUCAGUUUUAAUAUAUAAGAUAUUUAUAUAUGUUAAUGAGCUUCCAAGAUUGUAUUAGUUACUUAUGUAUGUAAAUUCAUAUUGAUCAUCGCUUUAUUUUUUUAUAUUUUGUUUAAAAAAAUAAACAUAUAAUUUGAUAAAUAUUAUGAAACUACAUGCACAUUUAAACUAUAAAUAAAAUUAAUUUAAUUUCACAUAAUUAUAAUAAAAAAUAUUUAUAUUACAGUAUGAAUUUGAAAGAAUAUAUGUAACCCAAUAUACUCACAACAUGAGUGACUCGAGUACUCCAACUUAUAUCUAUAAUCAUAAAUUUAACUACAAUAAGAAAAUAUAAUUUUGUAAUAAUAAUUUAUUUUCUAAAUGUAAAUUAUAAGAUGACUCAAAACAUAUUAAAAAUAAAAAUAAAAUAUUAACCAACUGUUAUAAUUUAGUUCUUUUGUAAAAUUUAUAUAUAUGCAUGAGACUGUAAAAAAUUAUCGUUAUAUUACGUAUAUUAUAGUUUACAUAUAUUAAGUUACAUAUAUUAAAGUUUAUUUUAUAUUUCAUUCUAAGCACAAUAUAUCUUAAGUUAUACAUAAUUUUCCUCAAAUAUAUUUAUAUAUCUACGUAAAUUAAAAACAGAUGCAAUCUAAUAUUCUUAAAAUAAAUGAAAAUAAUAAAAUUAAUCAUAAUUUUAAUAUAUUUAAAAUAAAAAUAUUAUAAUUGAAUUCAGAGAAAUAUAUGCAAUCUAAUAUACCCAAAUGAUAACUAAAUCGACUAUAAAAACAACAAAACCAACUAGAUAUAACAUAUCUAAAAUCAUAUGUCUAAUUAAAGUAAUAAAAUAUUAUUAAUAUAAAUUAUGCAUACAAAUUAUAAAUUAAUUUAAAAUUUAAAAUAAAUAACGAUCUAUUAUUAUAGUAUAUUUAUUUUAUAAAUAUUUAUACCCGUGCAUGAGCGCGGGAAAAUCACCUAGUGCAUCAUUAAAAAAAAAAAGAAGAGUGGGUUAAAAACAUAGUGAUUUUUCCAAAAAAAUAGUAAUAAGAAAAUUGAUUGUACUCAAAUAUGAAAAUAAAAAAGAUUUUCAUAUAUCUUAAAUUCAAAAUGUUUGGUGACUAUACUUUUCAUAUUUUAGGAUAUUUAGUCAUGAUUGUAUAAGUGAUUUACAAUUUUUUAUUAAGAAUUGAUUGUACUCAAAUAUGAAAAUAUGAAAGAUUUGUAUAUAUCUUCAAAAUAUUUGGUAACAUAUAUUAGGAAUUUAGGAUAUUUGGUCAUUGAUUAUACAAGUGACUUUUCAUUUUUGUUUUGUUAAGAAAAUUGAUCUUACUCAAAUAUGGAAAUAGAAAAUAUUUUCAUAUAUCUUCAAAAUAUUAGAUAAUAGUACUUUCCAUAUUUUAGGAUAAUGAUUAUCCAUAGAUUACAAUUUCUACUCGGUGUAGAAAUAAGACAAAGAGGUUCUAAAUCAAAUCAACUAAUCUUAGAACAUUGAAUUACAAGCGUUAAAAACAGUAAAAAAAUCUAUAGAUUACUUAUUCUAAUAAAAACAGAUUAGCUAACAAAACGUAGAAUUCAAUUUUUACAAUGUCAUUUUCUGUAUAAUAUAAAAUCUACUAUAAGAAAAUUUGAAAUUUUUAUUUAACAAGUUUUAGUUUCCGACAAACUGCUACUACAAUUAUGAGAAUAUUUUGAAUUGUUCCUAUUUUCAUAUUUUUGGGGGUUUGUAUAACUAUUCUAUUUCAUUAAUUUUGAUAAAUACAAAGGACAAUAAAGAUAAAAUUGGUCAAAAAAAUAUAUAGACAGAAAUAGAACAAAAUGAUAUUAUCUUAUAAGUACAAACAUGCUAAAUUUUUGGUCAAUAUUUCCACAUGAAAAAUAUUACAAUUUGGAUCAAAUUCAACACACUCUUCAAUUUGGAUCAAUUUGAAAAAUAUUUCCAAAUGAAAAAUAUUUCAUGGUCUAUAAAUACCGUCUUGGCUCUUGAGUUGCAGCAUAGUAUAAUCAAAUUCAAACAAAAAAGAAACAGAAGAAAGAGAGAAACCAUGAGUAUUAGCUUAAGGUUUAUAGUUGCUGGUCUUAUUCUUUUUCUUGUCUCCCGAUACGCUACAUGUCAAGCCAUAAUGAGAAUCCCACUCAAAACGAAAACUUUGUGGAACAAGGACGAUGUGUCUUUAACAAAUGAUAAUGACAAUACUUACUUCGGGCAAAUUAUGGUAGGAACUCCGGGUCAGCCUUUCAACGUGUUGUUUGACACCGGGAGUUUCGACCUGUGGGUUCCUUCUGCAAUAUGGCCUAAACAGAAAAGCAGAAGGUAUAGAUCAAGCGCAUCAAAAACUUUCAAACGCAAUGGGACGAAAAAAGAAAUCAGAUACGGAUCAGGUUCUCUGAAGGGGUUCAUGAGCAACGAUGCGGGAGAAAGCGUUCAUCGAGGCAACUGAAGCUCCGGGUAGACGGAUUUACGAAAGGCCGUGGGAUGGCAUAUUUGGACUUUCAGGCCUAUCGAAAUCGACAAUCACAGGAGCUCGUCCCAUCUGGAGAACGAUGAUGGAUGAAGGGGUGGUUACAAAGAAAGUGUUCUCGAUAUGGCUUCGACGGUACAGUGAUUCUGGUGAAAACGGUGGAGAAAUAAUCUUUGGAGGUAUAGACCAAGAGCACUUCACCGGAGCUCAUACCUACGUUGAUGCAGAAGGGCCGCAUAACACCUUCAAGAUUAACUCUUUUUUUGUGGGCAAAAUUGACACGAAAGUUUGCUCCAAGGGAUGCAAAGUUCUUGUGGACUCGGGGAGUACAUACAUUCGUGGUCCACCGAAUUUGAUCGUCAAGAUUAAUAAGCAAAUCAGAAUAGCAGCAGACUGCUCUAAUUAUGACAAGCUGUCUGAAGUUAUAAGCUUCACAAUAGCCGCAAAGACUUUUACCCUCACACCACGUGAUUACAUUGAGAGAAAGAACGGGAAAUGCAAGAGUGUAUUCGCGGAUGCUAAGUCUGAUUUAUGGCAACUUGGCACGCCAUUUAUUCGAGCAUUUCAUACUGUUUGGGACUACCAGACUCCAGGAAUUGUUAAAGUCGGAUUCGCCAAGUCCAAAUAAUUUCUCUUAUUAUCUCUUACCUUUUUGUGGUAUUAUGAUAUGUACUCUAUAAAUUAUUAACUAAAAUAAAAAGAAAUAUCGGCUAUAUUUCUCUUGUAGUUUUUUCGGUUCGUUAAAUCAAGAAAUGUAUGAACUUAUUAUAAACUACUUACAAUAGAGUACAACUACUGCUAUUAUAUGCGGCAUGGCAAUUACGACUAGAGUUUAAUCCGACUAAAUUACACUUAACUUCUUUCAUUAUUAAACCUGGAAAUUAAUUACUUCUAUCAUCCCCUAUAUAUUAAUCCUGAAACAUUAUAACAUUUUUCGUAGCCAUGUGUAAUCACUAAUAUAACAAAUGAAAAAAUACAAUAUUAAAAAAAAUAUUUGAUAAAAAAAUGAAAAAAUAAGAAAAUAUCAUCAAAAUAUAAUAAAAUUACGAUAAUAAAUAAAUUUAAAAUAUAAAAUAUCAUAAAAUAAAUAUUAUGUAAAGCAGAUUUAACCAAAGAAAUAUAAAUAAUUUUUAUUAAUUAGUUAAUUUCUGCAAAUAUAAAAGUAAAACUAGAUUUUGACUCGCGAUUCAAAAGCGCAGAAUAUUAUACAUUGUAAAAUUUUAAUAAAAAU